Molecule: messenger RNA, 2037 nt
Organism: Prunus avium (sweet cherry)
Lineage: Eukaryota; Viridiplantae; Streptophyta; Magnoliopsida; Rosales; Rosaceae
Product: disease resistance protein RGA2-like
Molecular function (GO): ADP binding
Source: RefSeq, a predicted model, not a curated record
AUGGCUGAUGUUGCCUUUGAGUUGGCAAGCAAACUCAUUGAAAAGCUAAGCUCCAUUGCCUACGAUGAGAUUUGCUUGGUAUGGGGCGUCAAAGCAGACCUGCAGAAGCUGGGGCGCACCAUGUCAGCCAUCAAAGCUGUGCUCUUGGACGCUGAAGAGAAGCAAGCACAUAACAAGGAGCUACGCAGUUGGCUACGACAACUUAAAGAUGUGUUUCUUGAUGCCGAGGAUUUGUUGGAUGAGUUUGAGUGCCAAGCUCUGCGAAAGCAAACAUAUCAUGGCACCACUAGAAAGGUACGCCGUUUCUUUUCCCCUUCUAAUCCAAUCGCGUUCCGUUUGAAAGCAGGUCAUGAGAUCAAGGGGAUUAGGGAGAGGUUAGAUGAGCUUAAAGCUAAUAAGGCUAUAUUUGAUCUUCUCUCUAUUGACCAUCAUGGAAGAAAUCAUGAUGAUCAUCAUAGUAGUGUAAAGAACAUGAUGAUGAGAGAGAACAUGACCCACUCCUUUGUUCGUCCUUCGGAGGUUAUUGGUAGAGACUCUGAGAAAAAAGAAAUUGUUGAUCUUCUGCUGCAACAAGGUGAUAACCAAAAUGGCAACAAUAAGAAUGUUUCUGUCAUUCCAAUAGUGGGAAUUGGAGGUUUGGGGAAGACCACACUAGCCAAAUUGCUGUACAAUGAUGAAAGGGUUGUUGGGAACUUUGAAUUGAGGAUGUGGGUGUAUGUUUCAGUAGACUUUGAUAUUAUUAGACUAACAAAAGAGAUUCUUAGUUCUGCAUUAGAUACAGAGAUCAGUGAUAAGUUGUCUAUAGAUCAAUUGCAAGGAAAGCUACGCGACACUUUGAAGGAUAAGAAAUUUUUGCUUGUCUUGGAUGAUGUGUGGAUUGACGAUCGUAUAAAAUGGAGUGAGUUCAGAGAUGUAUUGAUAGAUGGAGCCAAAUUAGGAAGUAAAAUUUUAGUGACGACGCGUAAUAUCUCAGUUGCUUCAGUCACGAGCACAGUUCGAACAUACGUUAAUUUAAAACGCCUCUCUAAUGAGGAUUGCUUGUCUUUAUUUGUAAAAUGUGCAUUUGUAGAAGAAGAUGAGAAGAAACAUCCAAACCUCUUUGAAAUAGGAAAAGAUAUUGUGAGAAAGUGUGGAGGGGUUCCGUUGGCGGUGAGAACCUUAGGGUGUCAAUUGUACUCGGAGACUGAAGAACUCAAAUGGAAAUUGAUAAGAGACUCUGAGAUAUGGAAAUUAGAACGAGAAGGUGCUGGUCACAUUUUACCUGCUUUAAGAUUGAGUUAUACAAAACUGCCUUCUCAUUUGAAAAAUUGUCUUGCUUACUGUUUACUUCUUCCAAAGGGUACAUUUGGAUAUUAUAGCUUGGACUUGAUCUAUUGUUGGAUGGCACACGGAAUCCUUCAACCAAGGGAUCAUGAAAAUCUAGAGCUAGAAGAUGUUGGCGAGCUAUAUUUCAAAGAGUUAUGGGCGAGAUCUUUCUUUGAACAUGUUGAACUUGUGGACUAUCACUAUAAUCUCAGCUAUAGAUUUUCCAUGCAUGAUCUUAUCCACGACCUUGUACAAUCACUUGCAGAAGGUGAGUUCUCUAUAGUAAACUCUAGCACCAAAAACAUCUCUGAAAAUGUUAGACAUUUGCCAAUUCUGGAACUUGGCCAAAAUGGUUCAACAAUGCUAAGAAAGCUGAACAAAGUGCGAACUGUAACGGCUCGGGGUAUAAUUAUUGAUGAAUCCUUCCUUCUUACAUGCUUUUCAAGAUUCAAAUAUCUGCGUAUGCUCGGCUUGUUUGAUUUAUCAUUAAAAGGGUUGCCAAGUUCCAUUGGUACCCUAAAGCAUUUGAGAUAUCUGGACUUAGCUGGUAAUGAUGAAAUCAAGAAACUCCCCAACACAAUUUGCAAGUUACAGAGCUUGCAAAGCCUAGGCCUUCUUGGAUGUGAGAAUCUUGAAAACUUGCCUAGAGAUACAAGCAACUUGACUUGCCUCAGACUCCUUUUCUUAACCACAAGCAAACAAGUUUUUCGGAGAACGGAGUCGGAUGCUUGA